Entrophospora sp. SA101 is the source of this 507-nucleotide messenger RNA. The record is from the annotation of a GenBank genome assembly. Lineage: Eukaryota; Fungi; Glomeromycota; Glomeromycetes; Entrophosporales; Entrophosporaceae.
AUGAGUAAACGACAAGCAAUUUUAUUUGAUGAAAAAGUUCCAGAAGUAGGAUUAUAUGGUGAAUGGCAAACAGAAGAAUAUGCACCCAAACCUAUUGUUAAUGGAAUCGUUCCUAAAAAUCCUUAUGGAAAUUUAGACAUGUUUAAACCUAGUAUGUGUCCACCUGGAGGUAUUCAUAUUGAAGAAGCUUUAAGUAAUGCCAAAAAAGAUAAGGAGGCUUUAGCAAGAUGGAAAAGAUUAAUUGUAGGAAUAAAAAUAAAAAUGAGAAUUCAUAGUGAUUAUUUUAGUAGAGGAGGAGAUGAAACCGAUGUUGAGUUGGAAGAAGAAGCAGCAUAUAAAAAGUCGGAACAAUAUCAAUCUAUGGAUAUUGAUGAUGAUGUUGAUGUAACAAUAGAGAGAAAAAUUUUUGAAUAUAUUUUUACCGUUGCUUCAAAUUUAAUGACCGAUAACACUAAUGAAAUCGGUAAUACUGCAAUUUUUGGUUUUGGCCAAUUAAUAAGAAUUUGA